Molecule: messenger RNA, 752 nt
Organism: Amoebophrya sp. A120
Lineage: Eukaryota; Dinophyceae; Syndiniales; Amoebophryaceae
Source: the annotation of a GenBank genome assembly
CGACGGGAAAUACGUUACGUGGGUGGGCGCUCUAUUCUGGUCUAUCAAUACACACAGCGCCGCCCUGCGUGCCCUUUUAAAUUGGGGCGCGGCUUCGCCCCGUGGCCGGCUUAUGCCACGCGCCGCACCAGAUGCAGGCUGCCGAUGAAUGUGAGCGCGACGAUGCGCCCCGUUACCUGCGCGCGCCAGGAGAAGCGCGCUUCUACUUAAUGUUCGCGCACUCCGGGCCAGGCGCGAGCCAGCCGAGUCUUAGCGAAAACGUGCGCCAGCAGUCCGCUGACUUGGCCGAGCGCCUUGCGAGCAGGCCGAAACACGAAUCGCCGGCAGCUGAAACAAGAUUUCUACCGGGAAGUCAGCAGGGAACGCGGCAGGGCGCCGGGCGCGAUUGUGCUGCAGCUAGGCCGCAAGAGGCCCGGCGCACCCCGGGCGGCAGCGUGCCGCGCGAAUUAAUUGCGCGCCGUGUGUGUGGUUCGGAGGCCCCGCCUGGCGCGCCUCUUCACGGCUGCCCGGACCUUUGCCCGGGCGGCCUGUUGUUUCCUCGCAGCCUUUAUUCCGGGCACCGGCACCGGCGCCGUAUUGUACCCAUUGAAUACCUUGGGCGCGUCCGCGGUGAAGGGCCAAACCCUUCCGUGCCCUACGGCUUUAUGGCUUCGCGCGGCACUAGAACUGGAGUCAUCAGUGCCGUGGCGUUUUCGUUGCUUCAGCUCAGCUUGUGCAUAGUGCAUGCAGUUGCUCCGUGGAGUCAUUUUUAA